GGUCAUUUUGUAUAUCUUGACGAGACCUCUCAGCAAGCGGGCAACACCGCCGUUCUGAUCAACCCUCACUUCCCGGCGAUUCCCGACGGCGAGUGCCUACAGUUCUGGUACUACGUCCACGGGACCGGUGUAGGCUCCCUGGAGGUCUUCCAGUAUUUCCCCAACACGACGAGUCUGGGAGCCAGGCUGUGGGGGAAAAACGGGGACCAGGGGGACCUAUGGCGGCUGGGAAGGGUGACUCUUCAGGCUAACUCUCCAUUUUUGGCUGCAUUCGUGGGCACCGUGGGCAGUACCGGUCAAGGCGACGUGGCCAUCGAUGACGUCGAAGUGACCAUCGGUUCUUGUCCGCUAGCCGGCUACUGUGACUUUGAAGACGGCUUCUGCUCCUGGACCAACGAGGCCACACUGGACGACCUGGACUUCGUGAGAGGCAGUGGUUCCACGGAUAGCUUGGAGACAGGACCUUCGUUUGACCACACCAAAGGAACAACGGACGGCUAUUACGUCUUCCUGGAGACCAGCGGUUUCCUCGUCAACGAAGAAGCCUGGCUCGUCAGUGAACACCUCGACGCAACUCCGGGAGACUGCUUCAUCGUCUGGUACCACAUGUACGGACGCGGAGUCAAGCAGUUGGACGUCUACCAACAAGACCCCGACACACAGAACAGAGUCUUGCUCCAGUCUGUUGUCGGUAACCAAGGCAACGUUUGGUACGAACUGGCGAUCAACGUGACCAGCCCGCUGCAGCCCUAUCAGAUGGUGAUUGUCGGCGUCGUUGGGUUCAACUACACCAGCGAUAUCGCCGUGGACGACAUCUCUGUCAGGCCUGGGUUCUGUGGAGUUCCUUCCGCCUACGACUGCAAUUUCGAGCAGGGCCUCUGCUCUUACACCCAAUCCCAAGACGACAAUUUCGACUGGACCCGAUCGCGGGGCGCAACUGCAUCCGUAGACACCGGUCCCUCCAACGACCACACCACGGGCACCGGCCAAGGCUGGUACCUGUACAUCGAAACCUCGUCAACCCUCCAAAACGACCGAGCGCGACUAGAGAGCCCCUUCGUCUCCAAGAACAACAAAGUCUGCAUUGAGUUCUGGUACCACAUGUACGGCUCGAACAUCGACACGUUGAGCGUCUACGUGCGGCCGAAUCAGACAAGCUUGGGGCAGCCGCUGUGGUCAAAAUUCGGGACAUUGGAUGACCGAUGGUAUAUCGGCCAGUUUCCUGUGACCAACUCAGGACCAUUUCAGAUUAUUUAUGAGGCCGUUGCCGGGGCGAGUUACCAAGGUGACAUAGCGCUGGAUGAUCUCACUCUCUAUGAUGGCGAAUGCAGAGGAACUGCCAUCUGCUCCUUCCAGGAAGACAGCCUGUGUGGUUACCAGCAGGACACUACCGAUGAUUUCGAUUGGACGCCGCUCAGCGGACCAACACCGACACAAAACACAGGGCCUACGACUGACGCCACUUACGGCACUGCAUAUGGUCAGUACAUGUAUGCGGAAGCCACUGGUCAAUCCACUGGGGAUGUUGCUCGUCUACUUAGUCCGGUUUUCACCCCUGGUGAUGGCGUGACUGACGUCUGCUGGAAAUUCUUCUAUCACAUGCUCGGCUCAGACAUGGGGACUUUGGCAUUCUGGCCCAACGGUGAUCUCAACCCUUCAUGGUCUGUCUCCGGUGACAAUGGUGAUCAGUGGGUCCGAGCCCAGGUCAACAUCCAGAGGUCGACGCCCUAUCGGGUGGUCUUCCAAGCCACUAGGGGCAGCGGUGACCUGUCAGACAUCGCCAUCGAUGAUGUGGAUUACGUCCCUGCCGCCUGCCAAGUUGGAGGUAACUGUGACUUCGAGAAUGACAUCUGCACAUGGCGUCACUCGGCCGACGGCGUCUUCCAGUGGCUGAGAUCUCGUGGGACCACACCUAGUGGUCUAACCGGACCCUCUAUCGAUCACACCCUGUCUUCUGGACUUGGUUAUUACGCCUAUAUUGAAACAAGCUCACCCCGCGUCGUGGGCGAUAACGCUAUCUUGGAGAGUCAAGUGUACAGCCCCACUGAUCCUGUCACUGGAAAAUGCUUCACGUUCUGGUAUCACAUGUACGGGGCAAACAUCGGAGACCUUGUCAUGUAUCAGGUUAAAGAUCUCGGGGUUUCCAGGGCCGCCUCAGUGCUGUGGACACUGAUUGGACAACAGAGCACCAAUGAACUCGAUUGGAGGUUUGGACAGUUCCCGGUUACCAGUGAUGAAGACUACCAGAUUCUAAUUGAAGGGAUUGUGGGAAUUGACCACCAAGGAGAUAUCGCAGUGGACGACAUAGAAAUCACAGACGGCCCGUGCAUAACUCAACCAGCCAUUGCGGAGCCCAGUACGGACGUUGACUGUGACUUUGAUCGGGGCCGAUGCGGCUGGAUUCAGUCCGCAGCCGAUGAUUUCAACUGGGGGCGGGCUGUAGGUUCGACACCCUCCACGAACACGGGACCCCCCUAUGACCACACAACCACUCAAGGGUUCUAUAUGUACACAGAAGCCUCCUCCCAAUCCCAGGGCAGCAGGGCCCUGCUUGUCUCCCCCCUGCAGACAGGCUCCAACAAUCAGAUGUGCUUCUCCUUCUGGUAUCACAUGUUUGGUGGGACUAUGGGCACCUUGAAUGUCUACUGGAGGACCGCUGGAUCCAACGACACCCUAGUCUGGUCCCGGUCCGGUGCCUCGGGAAACACCUGGCUAGAGGCCGGACACACUCUCCAAUCGGCACAGGAUUAUCAGUUGGUAUUUGAGGGCAUCAUUGGUUCUAGCUUUGAGAGUGAUAUGGCCAUCGAUGACGUGAAUAUCACUACUGGAGCCUGCCCGCCACCAAGAUAUUGCAACUUUGAAUACAACAUGUGCGGCUGGACACAAGAUGGCAGUGACAUACUAGACUGGUCCCGGAGUAGCGGUAAUAGUAUUGUGCCUGGCAAUGGUCCAGACUCAGACCACUCCACCGGAGCACCAACAGGUUUCUUUAUGUACGUCGACCCGGCCCAGUCCCACGUUACCUCCGAUGAUGCCAUUUUGAUCAGUCCAGCCUUCGACGCGACGCUCGCCGGCGAUUGCGUCAAGUUCUGGUACUACGUCAGCGGUCCCAGUGACAUAUCCCUCAAACUCUGGUUGCUCAAUGUUACUCCUGUCUGGUCGAAGACGGGGGACCAGGGAAACUUCUGGAGGUACGGAUAUGCGACGUUCAGCUCCAACACACAAAUACAGGUUGCAUUUCAAGGGAUACUGGGCACCAGCAACACUGGUAUCCUUGCCAUUGACGACGUCGAGAUCGCCACAGGACCUUGCCCACCCCCGGGAUCAUGUGACUUUGAGGAGAGUCUCUGUUCAUGGAGCAACGAGCGUCUUCUUGAUGAUUUUGAUUGGUCGAGGAGUAACGGUGCCACUCCGAGCGUGGCAACUGGGCCGUCUGUGGACCACACCACGAACUCGUCAUUAGGUUUCUACGUCUACAUCGAGGCUUCGUCCUACUCCACCGGCUCCAAGGCUUGGCUGGUGUCCGAACACUUCGACCCCAUGACCCGAGGGUGCUUUGAGUUCUGGUACCACAUGCUGGGCGCCGGUAUCGGUGACCUGAACGUCUAUACCAACGACCUGGACAAUGCCCUCCUGACCACGAUGCUGACGAUCAGCGGUAACGAAGGCGACGAGUGGCACUUUGAGCAGGUGGACAUUACCAACAUUCAGACAUUUCAGAUUCUUUUGGAAGGGGUGAUCGGAGCCAAUUACACAAGCGAUGUCGCCGUCGAUGACGUCAUUCUGAAACGAGGCAGCCAGUGCGCCCGAGCAAGUCUCAACUGCACCUUUGAGACGGAUCUCUGUGGCUACAUUCAAGUGCCUGACGAUGACUUUGACUGGACUCGAAGCAGCGGUGGCACGCCAAGUACAACCACUGGCCCGGGGUUCGAUCACACGUAUGGCAACACAUCAGGUCAUUACGUAUUCAUUGAGACUUCGUCCCCGCGAGUCAUCGGGGACAAGGCCCGCCUGGCAUCCAUGUUCAACGAGCCGACGUACGACUCUCCCAUGUGCCUGACGUUCUGGUAUCACAUGUACGGUCUGGCCGUGGACUCCCUCAACGUGUACAUCAAGACUGAGCAGACGGAGACUCUAGUCUGGACCCGGUAUCAGACGCAGGGCAACAUGUGGCUGAAGGCUCAGUACACGGUGCAAAGCGAUGAUACCUGGCAGGUCAUAUUUGAAGGUGUCACAGGCAACACUUGGACUGGGGACAUCGCAUUAGAUGACAUCCUUAUAUAUUACGGUGCCUGCCCAGCUACAAGGGAUUGUGAGUUUGAGACUGGCCUGUGUUCAUGGACCCAGGACUUCCGCGAUGAGUUUGAUUGGGUGGUAGCUAGUGGGAGCCAGUUGAUUGGUACCCAGCCUAAUGUCGAUCACACAUUGGGAACCAGCACAGGCAAGUAUGCCCUAGUAACCACAAAUGCUCCACGUCGUCAAGGCGAUACAGCACGUCUCCUUAGCGCCAGGCAGACUGACACGUACGGUGAAUGCGUACGCUUCUGGUAUCACAUGUUUGGCAACAACGUCGGUACUCUGCGUGUCAUGUCAUAUGACCUUGUGACGAAUGUGGACAGCGCCCCAACAUGGCACCAGACUGGCCAUCAGGAUAAUGUGUGGCGGUUUGGCCAGGCUACCGUGUCCGCUGGACACCCAUUCAAGGUGGUUUUUGAGGCGGAGGUGGGUUCGAAUCCCAACGGCGACAUUGCCAUCGAUGACGUGGAUGUGAUUGACGGCAAAUGCUCAAGACAAGGCUUUUGUGAUUUUGAACGUGACAUGUGCGGUUGGACCAAUGACGACUCCUAUGACGUUUUUGAUUGGCUGCGGAGUGCUGGAGCCACGCCCAGCCUGAACACUGGGCCCAGCGUCGACCAUACCACCAACUCCGGGAUUGGUUACUAUGUGUUCACCGAGAUGUCCACUUCCGGCUUAUUUUUCGGCGACAACGCCUGGUUGGUCAGUGAGCAUAUGCCAGCAACCAAUGACGGAUGUCUAUAUUUCUGGUAUCACAUGUAUGGCAGAGGCGCCGGCGACCUGAAUGUGUACUUCCUCGAUAACGCUGGACAGACGAGCAGACAGUGGAGUCUCACUGGUGACCAGGGUGAUGUCUGGCAACAGGGACAGGUGGAUCUGAAGAGUACCAGUGAUUACCAGAUCGUUUUUGAGGCAACGUACGCCAGUGAUAUCGUCGGCGAUAUUGCUCUUGACGAUGUCGACAUUGAGCCUGUCUCAUGCUACAGUGGUGUACCUGGCAGCACGCCGGCGGCUCCUUCCAUGGACUGCACGUUUGAGGCAGACUUCUGCAACUACACCCAACUCCAAGACGACAACUUUGAUUGGACGAGGCUGAGAGGCAGCACUGGCAGUACGCACACGGGACCAGACCAGGACCACACAACGGGAUCAGGCUGGUACGUCUACAUCGAAGCCGCCAAUGGUGUUCAGGGGGACAAGGCUUGCCUGAUGUCGCCCCAGCAAAACCCGACCCAGUCACGCUGCCUGACGUUCUGGUAUACCAUGUACGGCCGUCACGUGGAUCGGCUGAACCUCUACCUGCGGGCUAACAACCUCGACACGCUGAUCUUCACCAAGUACGGGACCCAGGGGAACCAGUGGAUCAAGGGACAGAAGAGUGUCACGUCCGAUGAAGCCUGGUCGGUUGUCUUUGAAGGAGUUCGUGGUCCAGCGAAUCAAGCAGACAUUGCCAUAGACGACAUCUUCUUGGAAGCUGGAGCCUGCCCAGAGUCAACUGUCUGUGAUUUUGAGUUUGAUUUCUGCGGCUGGACACAAGAUCAAACGGACAACUUUGAUUGGACGCGUAGCUUUGGCGGCACUCCUAGUAGCGGCACUGGACCGUCCACCGAUCACACCACAGGCACGACGCAAGGCUAUUUUGCGUACAUUGAGACCUCCAGCCCCAUCGUGACCGGCCAGAUCGCUCGCUUGCUCAGCCCCGUCUUUGACGACACUAACGGAGAAUGUCUUCACAUGUGGUAUCACAUGUUUGGUGACGGCAUCGGCGAUCUCAAGAUCUACGGUUACGACACGGUCACCCUGGUGGAAACAGGUCCUCUCUUCCAGAUAUCGGGUGGACAGUACAAUGAAUGGCGUUUCACCGAAAUCACGUUCCAGGCGGCUCACCGAUACCAGAUAAUCAUCGAAGGAACUAAAGGAAGCAACUACAACGGAGACGUCGCUGUCGACGAUCUGAUGCUGGCGACUGGAGCUUGUAAUAGGCCAGGUUUCUGCGACUUUGAACAGGACACGUGCGGCUGGACCCAAGACACCACCAACGAUGACUGGGAUUGGCUGAGGCGAAGGGGUGCCACUCCUAGUGCAAACACGGGACCCAGUGUGGAUCACACCACAAACUCUGAUAAUGGAUUCUACAUGUAUUUUGAGGCAUCAAUAUCACCUCUGGUCCAGGGGGAUAACGCUAUCCUGAUCAGUCAACACUUGCCGGCCAGUAACAAGUCUUGUCUCUCCUUCUGGUAUCACAUGUAUGGCAGCAGCAUGGGAGAUCUCAAUGUGUACACCAAGGACGACAACUUGGUGCAGACACAGAUAUGGUCCAAGUCAGGGGACCAGGGAAACGUCUGGUUAUUUGGCCAGGCUAGACUGUCGAGUACCGUGGAAUAUCAGGUGCUUUUUGAGGCUGUUUACGACUCUGGCUUCAACGGAGAUAUUGCCCUGGAUGACGUUGAUAUCGAAGCCACAGAUUGCCUUGGAAUUGUCACACCGGCACCGCCGACAACAGCGAUACCAACGCAUGCCCCCAGUGCCUUUGACUGUGACUUUGAAAUCAACCUCUGCAGUUGGACCCAAGAGACAAACGAUGAUUUUGAUUGGACGAGACUCCAAGGCAGUACGGCGUCCGUUAACACUGGGCCACAAUUUGACCACACUACUCAGAGUAUCUACGGAUGGUACAUCUACAUUGAAGCCUCCCCCCAAAUCAACGGCGACCGGGCCCAGCUACUCUCUGCCCCCAUGGUAUCGGGCAGCGUCGGUAAAUGCAUUAGCUUCUGGUAUCACAUGUACGGACCCAGCAUCAACUCGCUGAACGUCUACCGACGAGAGAACGGACAGGACGUUCUGGAAUGGACGCGGAUUGGCGACCAGGGUCCAGUGUGGAACCAGGGACAAGUAUUCUUGGAUGGGUCGUUCAGUGUUGUAUUCGAGGGUGUCGUGGGCCAGUCGUAUGAAGGAGAUACCUCAUUGGAUGACAUCGUGGUGUACAACGGACAGUGCCCAAGUCUUGUCUUCUGUGACUUUGAGCACGGCAUGUGUGGCUAUGCCCAGGACACCACGGAUGACUUUGAUUGGCUGCUUGCAUCCGGCGCCACGGCGACAACGGGAACCAGUCCGCCUAAUGACCACACCUACCAGUCACCACAAGGACACUAUAUCUACAUCGAAGCCUCCGCCCCGCGCCAGUUGGGCGACAUUGCCCGCGUCACCUCUCAGGAGUACCCUGCUACCAUGGGAACGUGCAUGAAGUUCUGGUACUACAUGAUAGGCAGCGAUCUGGGCCAACUCAAUGUGUACAUUGAGGUUAAUGGGAACCGGGGAUCCAGCGUGUGGUCGCGGAGUACCAGCGGCUAUAACCUGUGGAGGAUUGCGGAGGUGACCGUGCAGACGAGCUACCCAUUCCGAAUUGUCUUUGAAGGCAUCGUCGGCAACGGUAUCCAAGGUGACAUCGCCCUCGACGACAUCGACCUCUCCACCCAAGCCUGCUCCCUGCCAGCCACCUGCAACUUUGAGAGCGAUUUCUGCACCUUCGCCAACAUCCAGCAGGACACGUUUGACUGGACGCGCAACAACGGCCUCACCGCGAGUAGCCAGACCGGCCCGCCCACCGACCACACCCUCGGUAACGUCUACGGUUACUACGUCUUCAUCGAGACCUCCGCGCCUCGUGUCCGCGACGACUUUGCGUACCUCUUCUCCGAGACGCUCCCGGCCAACACCGACAUGUGUCUGACCUUCUGGUACCACAUGUACGGUGCGGACAUUGGGACGUUGCGCGUGUGGCUGGAGACCACGGUCUUAAACCCCGCCUACUGGACACAGGUUUGGAGUAAGACCAGUGACCAGGGCAACUACUGGCAGAAUGCCAUCGUGGACGUCAAGAGCGAAAACUCCGUCUUUGAGAUCAUCUUUGAGGGCGUGGUCGGUCCCAGCUUUGCCGGUGACAUCGCCCUGGAUGACAUCCAGACUUUUUACGGCACGUGCGCCCCGCCCACCCCGGCCCCGCCCUGCCAGUUCACCUGCAAUAACACCAACUGCUUGACUGACCGCACCAAAGUCUGCGACUUUGUGGACGAUUGCGGAGACGGGUCGGAUGAGGAAAAUUGUGGUGGAACCUGUAACUUUGAAGGAGGCAUGUGCGGAUGGACUGAUACAAGUCUAGGUUCCUACAAAUGGCAGCUGGGCUCUGGAGCCACGCCCACCUCCAACACCGGACCCACCAAGGACCACACCUUCAACAACGCAGCAGGUACAUAUUUGUACGUGAAUGCAAACUCGGGUUCAGGAUUCAGCCAAGCCACGCUAGAGACCCAUGAACUUCACCAGGCCGCGUCGACCUGUCUGUUUAGCUUCUGGUAUCACAUGUAUGGACAGGAUAUUGGAAGUUUGGCAGUGUACUUGGUGGAGGGUUCUUCGCGUACCUUGUUGAUCUACUUAUUUGAGGACAUGGGAGACGUCUGGACUAACAUCCAACUGGGCGUCGGUAGAGUCAAUCUACCGUUUAAGAUUGUGUUUGAGGCCACCAGGUCCUUCAGUGUGCUCGGGGACAUUGCACUGGACGACGUCAGCUUUUUAGGCUGUGGGCUUCCUCCUCCGACCUCUGACCCUUGCCCCUCAGGUCAAAGUAAAUGUAACCGUGGCAACUGUGUUGAGGAUGGUCGGUUCUGCGAUCUGACUGAUGACUGCGGGGACUUCACCGAUGAGAACACAUGUGGCAACUACCACUUGUGCGACUUUGAGAGCGGCAUCUGUGAUUGGCGGCAGCUGUCCAAUGAUGAGCUAGACUGGCGAACGUACUCGGGAAUAACGCCCACUGAUUGGACGGGACCCACCAGGGACCACACCAGCGGGCUGUCAUCAGGUACGUACCUCUACUUGGAGACAUCGGCCCCACGUCAGAUGGGAGACCGUGCUCGUCUAGGCAGCUACAACAUCGCAGCCACAACCACAGGCACUUGCAAGCUUCGGUUUUAUUACCACAUGUUCGGCCGGACAACUGGUUCCCUGACAGUGUACAUACGCGAUACGGUCAACGGUCCCCUGGUCAAUCUGUGGAGUAGGAAUGGAGAAAUUGGUGACUUCUACGAGAGAGCCGAGAUUACGCUCGGAUGGAGCAAUCCAUUCCAGGUCAUCAUCGAAGCCACUGUUGGUAACGGUAUCUAUGGCGACAUCGCCAUCGAUGACACCUCCUUCACCCCCGGCUGUGCUGCCUACAAUGGCGAUCUGCCUGUCGUGGGUACGUCACCAUGGCAACCAGUCCCGACGACGCCACCACCAUGCCAACCCGACGAGUUUGUGUGUGGCUCGGGGACGUGCAUCAGUCUGGGCGUACUCUGUGACGGAACGAACGAUUGCACUGAUGGCUCGGAUGAGACCAACUGUGGAAAUUGUAACUUUGAAACUGACCAGUGCGCCUGGGUUGCCAUUGACAACGGUCGGUAUCGCUGGGCCAGACUGCAAGCAGGCAGCUCCUCGUCUUCAACAGCGCCCUCUUCUGACCAUACGUCAGGGACGGGGUAUUUCAUGUUUGUUGAUAGCACAGACGGAACGUUUCAGACGUCGGCCAUAUUUCAGAGCCCGACCCUGGGAUCUGUAGGGGCAAGAUGUGAGAUGAAUUUCUGGUACCAUCUCCGCGGCAGCAACGCCGGUACCCUUCUAGCCAUUGUGUAUCAAGGCGUGGUGCCGGACACCAGUGUGGUGUAUAGUGGCGACACCAACAACCAAUGGCAACAGGGGACACUGAGUGUGGGACCCAGACUCGCGGGCCAGUACUCGGUACGGUUUGAAGCUCUUCCAGGGAACGACUUUUCCGAUCCGUCUCUGCUGACAGACAUAGCCUUAGACGAUAUCACCUUCGACAGCUGUGACUCGGACUCAGAUUUGAGCUGUGAUUUUGAAGGCCAGGACAUCUGCGGUUGGACCCAGGACAACACGGACGACUUUGACUGGGUGGUGGCCCAGGGGGAGACGGGAUCCGUGGGCACAGGACCCCAGUUUGAUCACACACUGGGAACAGGAGCUGGUUACUAUGCCUACAUCGAGACCUCCUCUCCUCGCGUCCCAGGCGACAAAGCUCGCAUCAUGUCCGGCUCAAUCGCAGCCAAUUCACAGUACUGUCUGGAAUUCUGGUAUCACAUGUUCGGUCCCGACAUUGACGCCCUGAACAUCUAUCUGUCAUCCGGCGGCACUUCCACUCUGAUUUACCGGAAGCAAGGCACCCAGUCUAACCAAUGGCUGCGUGGCCGAGAGCCAAUCACAGGCAGCUCGACCUAUGAGGUCAUCAUCGAAGGAGUAACCGGCCAAUCAUUCGGCGGGGAUAUCGCCAUCGACGACGUCGUGUUUACACCCGGAACGUGUCCGACAGUUUCUCAAUGCACCUUUGAAUAUGACCUUUGUGAGUGGGUCAACGACGACACCGACACGCCAGGAUUUGAUUGGCUGAGAGGAGCCAAUGGGAGCCCUUCGCUGGGAACGGGACCGGCCACCGACCACACCUACGGCACACCAUCAAAUUUCUUUGCCUACAUCAACCCCCUCUCGCCCCGUCAACUGGGCGACGAGGCACGCCUCCUCAGUCCCUACUUUUACCCGGGUACCGACCACUGCCUCCAUUUCUGGUAUCACAUGGUGGGUGACGACGUCGGUUCCCUGCUGGUGUACAAACAGGAUGAGGGGGAUUCCUUCGUCACCCCCUCCUGGCAAAAGAACGGCGAUCAAGGAGACGUGUGGAGAUUGGGUCGAGUGACCAUCUUGCCAUCAUUUACCCAGAAGUUUAGGAUUGUCUUUGAAACCCAGGUUGGAUCCCCCACAAUGGGUGACAUAGCUCUGGAUGACAUCGGUGUCAGAGAUGGCGUCUGCCAAUCAGAAGGCCUCUGUGAUUUUGAAAGAGGUCUUUGCGGUUGGACGAACGAUAAGACAGGGGACGAUUUUGAUUGGUUGAGGGGUGCUGGUGGUACGCCAAGUUCGUACACCGGCCCGGCCGUCGAUCACACAACCAACACGGGGAGGGGCUUCUAUGUGUUCAUUGAGACUUCCUCUCCGCGAGUCUCCGGCGAUAGAGCCUGGCUCCUGAGUGAGCGACUCGAUCCCACAUCGGGAAAGUGCCUCUCGUUCUGGUACCACAUGUACGGCAGCAAUAUCAACACUCUGAGAGUGUACACGCAGACACCCAGCAUCUAUCCCAACAAUCAAACUCUCUGGUCUAAAAAUGGGGAGCAAGGCGACGUGUGGCUGCAAGGGAGACUAACUCUCUCCUCCAAUGAGCAGUUCUGGGUGAUUUUCGAGGGUGUAGUUGGGAUUGACUUCACGGGUGAUAUCGCCCUUGAUGAUAUUGAGAUAGCUGAUGGAAUAUGCCCAUCCACCAUUCCACCACCGACUACCCCGUCACCGCCACCAACAUACCCACCCAACUCCCACGACUGCGACUUUGAGCAAGGGAUAUGUCAGUGGACACAGGUGGCUAGCCCAGUCGACCAGUUUGACUGGACGCUGGCUACAGGCACCACAGGGAGCACCGGGACCGGUCCCGCUGGAGACCACACAAUCGGAGAUGCUAAUGGUCACUACGUAUACAUAGAGGUCACGGGUCAGGCAGAGAACGAUACAGCUUGUCUUUCCUCGCAAUACUUCAACGACGCGACGAGCGCUGGUUACUGCAUGGAAUUCUGGUACCACAUGUACGGCCCCCACGUUGCGUAUCUCAACAUCUACACCCUAACCUACACCGGGGGAGUCCAGACGCUAGUCUGGAAGAAAAUGGGUUCCUUUGGACCGCAGUGGAACCAAGGAAUGAUACACUUCUUGGAGACUGGUCGAUAUCAGGUUAUUUUGGAGGGCGUUGCCGGGCCGAGUUACCAAGGCGACAUCUCACUGGAUGACAUCACAUUCCACGCAGGACCAUGCCCAGCAGGAGUUCUUUGUGAUUUUGAGAAUGGUCUGUGCGGUUACACGCAAGACUCCACGGAAGAUUUUGAUUGGACGCUGAAUCAGGGUGGUACGCCGAGUCAGGGAACCGGACCGGCCACUGACCACACCUACUUGACUGACUUAGGUCAUUACAUGUAUGCUGAGAUGUCAUCUCCCAGGGUACCAGGUGACGUGACACGGUUGGACAGCCCGGUCUAUCCUGCUACCACGGGACGCUGCUUGCAGUUUUGGUACCAUAAUUUCGGAGUUGACAUUGGCACGCUAACUGUCUACACCAGAGCUUCCAACAACUACGUUCAGCUAUGGACCAAGGAUUAUUCUUUCUAUGACGAGUGGUACGUGGCUGAAGUCACUGUCUCAUCUGUGACAGACUUUCAGAUUGUCUUUGAGGCAGUGACUGGCUUGUCGUGGCAAGGGGACGUCUCCAUCGAUGACAUCCGUUUCCGUGACGACGGCCCUUGCAAUCCCUUCGGCGAUUGCAACUUCGAGACGGGCGACACGUGCACAUGGAAGAACGCAGAGGAUUACGUGGACUACUUUGACUGGAUGCGUCAACAGGGGGCGACAUUGUCUGAUAGCACGGGACCGUCCGUGGAUCAUACCCUCGGAAGUGCUUACGGUACUUAUCUGUAUGCCGAGGCCUCUGCGCCCAGACAGCAAGGCGACUACGCCUACCUGAUCUCUGGAGUCUUUGACGAUGGCGACUACUGCCUAGAGUUCUGGUACCACAUGUACGGCAGUCAGAUGGGCACCCUCAAUGUUUGGACCUUGCCCAUCUACUCCUCGUCUCCGGGCGAGAUCGUCUGGACGGUGAGCGAUGACAAGGGCGACGUCUGGAGACUGGGAAGGGUGACCGCCUCGCCGGACGGCACCUCGCCGUUUGAGCUGACCUUCCAGGCCGUGAUUGGGUCAUCUUUCUCUGGCGAUAUGGCAAUCGAUGAUAUCGUUGUGAGCAAUGGAAUAUGUCCAGAUCCUGUUGAUCCAUGCUUCACAACUUGUGAUGACGGCACCAGCAAUUGCGCAUCUCGGGCUCAGACCUGCGACUUCAACAACUACUGCAGCAAUGGAAAAGACGAGGAAGCGUGUGGUCACCAGUGUACCUUUGAGUCGGACCAGUGCAACUGGGUCAACUAUGACAAUGGGUCCUUCACCUGGGUGCGAUACAGGGGUGCCACUCCUAGCCAGAACACGGGACCCACUUAUGAUCACACCACGCUCACCGCACAAGGAUGGUAUAUGUACGUGGACUCCAACUCCAACGCCGGUGCCGCGUGGGCGGAGCUACACAGCCCCACCCUCCGCAACUCGGCCGCCAGCUGUGAGCUACGCUUCUGGUACCACAUGCAAGGGUCGGACAUCGGUACCCUGACCGUGUUCCUAGUGGAGACGUACUACGUGCUGUACCCAUUGCAGCUAAGCGGGGACCAUGGGAACCGGUGGAACGAGGCAGUGGCGCCCAUCGGCCGAGUUCCUAACGAUUUCUCGGUUGUCUUCCAAGCCUAUCGUAGUUUCAGCGUUCUUGGUGACAUAGCUAUUGAUGACAUCAGCUUCAGUGGCUGUGGGGUCCCAGAGCCUGUAUCAGGCAACUGUGGUACCAACCAGUUCCGCUGUGCCAGCCGGGCUUGCGUCAACAACGAUCGGGUCUGUGACUUCAGCGAUGAUUGCGGAGACUACUCCGAUGAAGCUCUCUCAGUUUGUAAUGCCCCUCAAGCGUCCUACGACCGAUGCGAUUUUGAUGCCAACUUCUGUGAUUGGCAGCAGUUACAGGACGAUGAUUUUGAUUGGUCGAGAACAUCUGGGCCAGCGAGUGGCGAUCUGGCCACCGGCCCGCUGCGUGAUCACACAACUAAUGGACCUACAGGAAGUUACGUUUACAUUGAUGCCAGUAGCCAAGGUGGCGGCGAUAAGGCUCGCCUAGCAAGCCCAACAAUACAAGCUGUGCAGACAGGAGAAGACUGUCAGCUUCGUCUUUGGUUCCACAUGUUUGGCGCCGACAUCGACACCGUCAGGAUCAAAACUUGGACGGAAGUCAACGGUGAUGAAAGCCUCCUGUACUCUCGCACCGGUGACGUAGGGGACUACUGGGAGAGGAUUGAUGUGGUUCUAACCUCGGCCCAAGAUUUCCAGGUGAUUUUGGAAGCCGUGGUUGGCAACGGUCCAAACGGCGACAUUGCUAUCGACGACACUUCAUUCACUCCUGACUGUAAACGAUCUACAAAUACCCUCCCGGUCGGUCCGACAAGAAUGCCCACGACUACAGUCGGUCCGUGCGGUAAGAACAACUGGCAGUGCGUGACUGGGGAAUGCAUCAACCAAACGCAGCGCUGUGAUUGGACGACUGAUUGCCCCGGAGGCGAGGAUGAAACCAAUUGCGGAUCCUGCAACUUUGAACCAUUGGACCAGUGUGGCUACAGCGAUAUCAGCACGGGGAACCUGGCCUGGUCUCGCCAACAGGGGGCGCCAUCACUCAUCCCCAGUGGCGACCACACCUCCGGAUCAGGUUUCUUCAUGAAGAUCGGUCCAGGCAGCGGUCUCUUUGCCAGUCCUGUCAUCCUAGAGAGUCCUCUACUCAGCCCCACCAGUGCCCUCUGCAAGAUCAAGUUCUGGUUUGUGAACUACAUGGUCUCAGGAGGUAGUCUGACCCUCAAGGCCCUUGAUGCUACGGCGCCGUCAGACGUUGCCGACUUGUGGCAUCCUACGGGGUCAGGGCUGGACCCCCAAUGGCGGGAGGCUAACGUUGGCAUCGGACGACGUCGAUACAGCUUCAGGAUCCAGUUUGAGGCAGACGUGUCCAGUAUCGACUCCAUCGCCGUCGACGACAUCACGUUUGAGAAUUGCACGCUUGACCCCAAUCUCCCCUGCGAGUUUGUCUGCGAUAAUGGCGUGUGCAUCCCGGAUGCACUGAAAUGUGACUAUUCCGACGACUGUGGGGAUAAUUCUGAUGAGUUGGCAUGCGAUAAUUUCCUUGAACGUUGCGACUUUGAGUUGGGUCUGUGUAACUGGAUGCAAGAUUCUGAUGAUGAUGACAUCGAAUGGUCAUUAAUGCCUGGUUCUGUGCUGGGCUACCCCGAUCACUCUACAAACUCACUGACUGGCUCAUUCCUAUACAUAAGUACUACCGAGGUCAACCUCAAAGCCAGACUGAGCAGCGUGGUGUUUCUACAACCGCCUCGUGAUGGAUCCUGCAAGGUUCGUUUCUGGUACCGUAUGUACGGCUCCAGCAUCAGUAAGCUGACCGUCUACCAGCGCUACUCCACCCUGGAUUUCCCAUCCCCCAUCCUGACCAUCUCUGGUAGUCAAGGCGACUCCUGGAAACGGGCAGAGGAGAGGAUUGACAUCGAGGCUAAAUUCAAGAUCAUCAUUGAAGGAACGUCUUCCUCUGCAGCCAGCGGUGACUUUGACAUCAUGAUUGACGACGUUUCCUUCACUCCCAGUUGCAUGUUGGACCCGACCAACUCUCUCCCUGACCACGCGACGCCGACAUCCCACCCUCAAUGCCAGGUUGGCGAGUUCCGAUGUACCGACGGGACGUGCCUGUCUCAUGACCUCCAAUGCGAUUUCCGAUUUGACUGCAGUGACGGAUCAGAUGAGGCCGCAUGCCCGUCCGUGUGCACGUUUGAGGACCAGACAUUCUGUGGCUGGACUCAGGUCCAGAGCGACGACUUUGACUGGAAGAUGCGGGACGGCAACGAGAUCGAUACGUUCGGCGGUCCGGUGUUUGAUCAUACGGCAACCAACCCACCAGGAUUUUACAUCUACGUCGACGGCUCAGAAACCUCCGUUAACCAGCAUGGCAAGCUUGUAUCUAGAACCUACCAUCUGGCCGGCGUCGGCUGCAAGUUCAACCUCUACUACUACAUGUUUGGCGUGUCCUACGGCGACAUCACGGUCUCCGUCCGGUAUGGCGACAAGGAGAGAGUGUUGGGGAAAGUCUCUGACAACAUCGGGCCGUACAACAGAUGGAAUAUGCAGAGCACGGAUAUACCCAACUGUCUGGCUGAUUUCCAGAUUGUGGUAGACGUACAGGACCUCCAAGUGACUGCCUCAGAGUCUGGCUUCGCCGUUGAUGACCUCCGUUUUGAUAACUGCGCCUACAACCUCCCGACCUUGUCCAGUUGCCCCUCUGGUCAGGAUCGAUGCAGCUCUAAUCACUGCUACCCGGUAUCCGGCAAGUGUGAUUACCAGCUAGACUGUUGUGACAGCUCAGACGAACAAUCUUGCAGUUCGUACACCCGUUGCGACUUUGAGAGCAGCUUGUGCAACUGGGAACAGCUGACGACAGAGGAGGCAGACUGGCUGAGAGUGCAUGGGUCAGCCAUGGGUCUGGAAGAUCACACCACAGACUCCCAAAAUGGAUAUUUUGUCACCAUCGGCACAUCUCAAACGAAGAAUCAGCGAGCUCGUCUAGCUGGCCCUGUCCUUGAAAACCCUUCAUCAACUUGCACAAUUCGCUUCUUCUACCACAUGAUUGGGCAAGACGUCGGAUCGCUCAGCGUCUACACACGCACGGAAGUCAACGGCCCACUGACGUUGAUGUGGAAAGUCGAAGGAGAAAAUAACGAAUGGUGGAGACGAGCUUCUGUUGAUAUAAACUACAAUGACCCCUAUCAGAUCGUCAUUGAGGCAGUCAGAGGAGCUGGUUCCCAUGGUGACAUCUCCCUUGACGACGUCUCUUUGACUCCUGAGUGCGUGCCGUCCUCAUCAUCCCUGCCUGUCCUCACAACACCGGAACCAGUCAUAAUGACCACGGUCCCCAGAGUCUGUUCAGACGUGCAAUUCCAGUGUCGUGACUUCACGUGCAUUCCCGCGGAGCAGAUGUGCGACUUCAAGAUGCAGUGUCCUGACCAAUCAGAUGAGGCCUCUUGUCCAACCUUCUGUGACCUUGAGAGCGAUUCUUGCGGCUGGAUGGAGACUACUGUAGACAACUUUGACUGGCAUCGGGCUACUGGACUUGACACCUCAGCGACACCAAACGUUGCACCCAGGACUGACCACACACUCUCUACUGACACCGGUCACUACAUGUACAUUGCGCCCUUCGGUCAGACCUCCGUGGACCAAGUCGCACUCAUGGUAGGCCCCGCCUACACUGUCGCCUCGGCCAAUUGCGUCUUGGAAAUAUGGUACAUCAUCAACGGCCUGAAUGUCGGUGAACUGCUCCUGGUGUUGGUCGACCAAUCAGAUCGCACCGAGUCUGUGCUUUGGGUCAACAGCGAUGACCAGGGCAGCCAAUGGAAACAACUGACUGUUGGUAUUGGGAGGAGGCAGUCACCUUUCAUGCUGAAAUUCCGUAAGGAGCGUAAUUCCAACUACCAGGGCAUGAUCGCUCUUGACGACAUCAAAUUCACCGGCUGCGCCCUGCCGGACCCCGCCCUAUCAUGUGACACCUCCAGUAACUUCUGGUGCGACAACAAGGCCUGCGUGGACAAGAGUCUGGUCUGUGAUUGGUCGGAUGAUUGCGGCGAUGCGACGGACGAGGAUCUUCAGUCUUGCAUAACCAGCGGCCACAGGAUGUGCAGCUUUGAAAACGAUCUCUGUGAUUGGACGCAGCCCACGGGCACGGACGGCUUUGAUUGGAUGAGAUUAAAAGGCAUGUCAGCCUCCCCUGACACAGGACCAUCCAGGGACCACACCUUGGGGUCUAGUGAGGGUUACUACAUGUUCGUGGACUCCUCCCCUGGCAACUUUGAAAAGACGGCCCAACUCCUCAGCCCCAAGUACACUGUGCCGUCUGGCAACGAUUGCAAGUUUCGCUUCUUCUAUCACAUGUUUGGUGCGAACAUCCAAGACCUGAAAGUGAUGCUGCGUUCCUAUGACAACAGUAACUACCUCGCCCAGACGAUCUGGUCAAAGAAUGGUAACCAAGCUGAUGUCUGGAGGCGAGCAGAGGUUGCCGUGACAACCAGCACACCAUUCCAGAUUGUCAUUCAAGCCUCUGUAGGCGACGUUGCCGGGGGUGACAUCGCCAUUGAUGACACCAGCCUGACGCCCGGUUGCCAGUCCUACACCGGUAACCUUCCCGUUGCCCCGGCAACCUCCCCGCCUCCCACAGGCUCCGGCCAGUGCUCGGAGGGCCAGUUCUACUGCGCUGUGGACGACAGAUGUAUCAGCGGAAUCAACGUUUGCGACUUCAAGAAAGAUUGCCUUGACGGGGCUGACGAAAGCAACUGUGUCCAAUCAAAGUGUGACUUUGAUUCUGGCUCGUGCCACUGGGAGUUAUCAGACGGUGAUUUCUAUUGGUCGUUGGUCCAGGGCAACGGAGGUGACCAGAAUCGGCCGGCGACUGACCACACCUCACAGUCAACCCUUGGUUACUAUGCCAAUGCAAUGAGCAAGUCUGACACCGCUGGCGUGACAGCCAUGACGUCAGCUACACUCUCUGAAACAAACACGAACUGCAAGCUAGAUUUCUGGUACUACAUGACGGGUACCAACGUGGGUUCGCUGAGCGUCUCUACAUCACAAGGCGGUGUGAAUGCCACCAUUGGUUACAUCAGCGGUUCGCAGGGGUCACAGUGGCAGAAAGCUGAGAUGGUUCUGGGCGCUGGCACCAACUACAAUGUGAUUAUUGAAGCCAGACGAUCUGCGACGUUCUCGGGUGGCAUCUCAAUCGACGACGUCUCCUUCUACAGCUGCUCGCCUCCACCGAUCACCGGAGUGCCGUGCAACGACGAUCAGUUCCAAUGCAGUAACUCGCUGUGUGUUGACAUGACGUCAUUGUGUGACUACAGGGAUGAUUGCAUGGACGGUAGCGACGAAAGCAGUUGUGACACUUCACUCAGCUGCAGUUUCGACGCAGACCUCUGCAAGUGGCACCAGGAAUACGACGACGAUUUUGAUUGGUCGAUGAGGACAGAUGGAGCCGGGGGUCCGAGCGUCGGACCAAUCAACGACCACUCGAGGAAUUCAAAUGAAGGCAAGUACUUGUACAUUGAUUCCUCUUGGCCGAGACGAAGUACCGAUGUUGCCAGACUUGGAAGUCCCUCAAUCAGCAGACUAAGCAACAACUGCUAUGUUCGUUUCUGGUACUACAUGAACGGGGACGAUGCAGGCACCAUCGUCGUCCGUCAGCGUACCUCGUAUCUUAGCAACGCUUUGCCUCAGAUGGAUCGCAUCACUGGUUCCCAAGGCGACGCAUGGCAUCUCAGGUCGCUGCCCGUCAACAACCCGGGGGUGGACUUUGAGAUUGUAAUUGAGGGAAUGACAGGUACCAGUCCACGAGGUAGCGUCGCUAUCGAUGAUGUCUCCUUCUCAACUGGUUGUGCCAAGGGAAGUGAUCUUCCCAGUGAGCCGCUGCGAGGUGACACCAACCUCUACUGCCCAGACGGUCGCUACGCCUGCCUGACAUCGACGGGAUGCUACAGCCAAUCACAGCACUGUGAUCUGACAUCGCAAUGCAGUGACUCUUCCGACGAAAACACGUGCGGCUCCGAGUGUCGUUUUGAAACUGACAGUAAUGCUUGCGGAUGGUACAGUGCCGUCUCCGACGGACUUGAGUGGCGUUAUGGUCGGCCCACUGACGGGGAACCAGUGAAUGACCAUACAACGGAAACAAGUCAAGGUCAUUUCAUGAUCAUCGUGCCCCAGCUGAACUUUGCAAACACCGGUCGUGCCGUUCUGAGCUCUCUGAUGUACCAACGAUCCAGCGCCUUGUGUGAUAUUAGUUUCUUCUUUUAUCUCAAUGGCAACUCACUUAACUCCAUCAGCGUUUACUUAAAGACUGCAGCAUCAACGACAACACAGAAGCUGUUUGAGAGUUCCAACCAGCAAGCCAGCUGGCAGUCCACAGGCGAGAUUCAGAUCGGCGAACAGACCAGCUUUGCCAUUCAGAUUGAAGCCGCCUUCGGUUCGGGCCAAUCGGGCGUCGUUGCUGUCGAUGACAUCGAAUUUGCUCAACAGUGCGCCAUCGGUCUCGGCAAGACAGAAACGUGCAACACCGAUCAGUUCAAGUGCGGGAGCGGGGAGUGCGUGAUGCAGACUGUGCUUUGUGACAAGAAACCUGACUGCUUCGAUGCUUCCGAUGAAAACAACUGCGCUUCUUAUACUGGAUGUGAUUUUGACGACGGUACGGCCUGUAGCUGGGCACAGAUGACUGACGAUGAAUUUGAUUGGCUGCUUGGAAGCAGCACUCCAGCAAUUGGUGACGAUCAUGGAAAAGGUGGCAAGUUCAUGUACAUCAGUGGCUCGGCUCAGCAGCGUGGGGACCUAGCCAGGAUGGCAACCGCUGCCGAAUACCCUGCUAACAGCGGAGCCUGCAGGGUACGAUUCUGGUAUCACAUGAACGGCGGAAACAUUGGCUCACUCAAGGUGUACAUGAUGUCAACCACUACGUCUGUCAUGACGCCAGUUUGGAGCACUGACGGUGACCAAGGCGAUGACUGGGCCUACGGCAGUGCGGCAAUCGUCAGCGACGGGAGCUUUAAAGUGGUGUUUGAGGGCGCUGUUGGGAGCAGCGCGGCGUCAGAUAUUGCGAUCGACGAUGUCACAUUCACCCCGAGCUGUGUCAAUCCUGAUACUGCCGUGCCCACCCCAAUCCCUGGAAUGUGUGGCGUUUCAGACGGUAGUUUCGUCUUCUGUCCCAACGAUCGCAUCUGUAUCCCAUCCUCUUGGGUCUGUGACGGAGUCGUAGAUUGUCCGAGGGACGGCUUAGAUGAAUCAACAACUCUUGGAUGCAGUAACACCUCAGUGCCCAAUCCUCCAACAGGUGCGCCACAAACUGGCUCAAACAAUUCUGUAAUUAUAGCAAUCGCCAUUAUCGCCGGUGUUUUGGUCGUCAUCUUGAUCGUGAUGGUUGCUUUUCUGUACUCGAAGCGAGUGCAACACAGCAAACGUUUUGGGGAUAUUCCAAGGGAACACAGCAACGUUGCCAUGAGCAACCCAGCUUACGUAGGCGACCAGGCUUUCGACUCAGUUCUCACGGACUUUUCAGCAGCAGGCUACGACCCAGGCAUGUUUUCAUCAAAGCUUGACGUGCCCCACGCUAAGCCCAGAGGUGGUAGUUUCAGCAACCCGACCUACGGCACCCAUCCAGUCACCCUACCACUGGACAAUGAAACAGACUCAUAACUUGAACAACAAAGACUCACGGAAUCAACACUCCAUGAAUUAGAUGCUAUGAAAUACAAAACAAAAUGGACUAUGUGGUUUCUUUGAAAGUAUAAUGACUUCUUAAAUAUAUACUGGUAAUCACGUAUAGCUUUAAUUUCAUUAUCCUUAUUACGAGUGCUUCUUUUCUUAUUCAUGCUAAGCUCUUUUUCUGGACAAAAUUUUAAAUAUUAAUAUCAAACUUAACAUCUGUCUCAUAGGAACCAGUAAAUGAAAUUUGUGUUUUUUUUAAACAAUGUUAGAACUUGGACCAAGAUCUCUUUUAAAUAGAAAAAAAUGUGAGAUUUUCUGUGUGAAUUGACUUGCCGUGUGAACUGUGCACAUUCAUAGAACACUAAAUAGGCUUAAAGUGUAACCACCCUGAUGAGUUCAAUAAAACUAAUUUUUAGGAUUUAUAUGCUUGUCAACAAACCAAUUCGUGAAUGAUCUAUUUGUUUGAAUACAUUUGUUCCGCCCUUGGUCCUUUUUAAGGGAAUGGGUUAAUAUUUCUUGUAUGUAGUAUAUUUGAUAUUCAUUGUAUGUAGGCUAGAAAAUGUAAAACAUCAGAAAUUUGCACUUACGUGCAUAAAUAUUAGAUGCUUGGAAAUGUUGAAACACUAAAGAUAGAUAUAAACUUCGUAUGGCAUCGCAUAAUUUUUACACUUAAGACAAGUUAAAAAUAAGUAUGUUCUCGUCAAGCCUUUUUGAUAAAAAAUGAAAACGGCAGAAUUGUUUUUCCAAGAUAGUGAAUUUUUCAAGGUAGCGGAUGGAUUUUUCAAUGUUCUCGACUAUUUUGCUGAUACAAAAUGGCGUCCAAAUAGGAGCCAUUACCCUUUUAACAUAGCUUCAAUUUUGUUAGAAACAAAUAAAAAGGCAAUAUAUUUACAAUAUAUGCAAAAUAUAUUACAAAUGGAUUUUUUUUAAAGGAGGCGGCCGGGAAAGAAAAGAAGCAGGUCGGACGAGAACCUUGUUAACUUUUUUUAACUGGCUUUUAUGUUUUGAUACCCAUUUAUAUUCUGUCAUUUGUUUUGCAUCUUUUUCAAAUAGUAUUGUUUUACUUCUCCAAUGUAAAGUUUACAGUAAGAAAAUUGGUAAUGGUUCAAUUUUUCUUUGAAUAAGAAAGCACUUAAAAAUACCAGGGUUCGACCUUAACUUUUUUUCCACGAGCCAGGCGGGCUACUGAAACAGACUAGCCCGCGGGCAUGUUCACUAGCCUGCAAGUUUUUCUUUUAUAGAGUGUCUCACAAAC
Molecule: messenger RNA, 22552 nt
Organism: Patiria miniata (bat star)
Lineage: Eukaryota; Metazoa; Echinodermata; Asteroidea; Valvatida; Asterinidae
Product: MAM and LDL-receptor class A domain-containing protein 1-like
Exons: 133
Coding region: 607-21285 (6892 amino acids)
Cellular component (GO): membrane
Molecular function (GO): protein binding
Source: RefSeq, a predicted model, not a curated record